AUGAGGUGUGAGGACCCAGAUGUAGGCCACAGACACCUGCGAUCAUAUACACUGGCAGAAAAGGAAGAAGAAGAAGAAGAAGAAGAAGAAGAAGAAGAAGAAGAAGAAGAAGAAGAAGAAAAAGAAAGAAAGAAAGAAAGAAAGAAAGAAAGAAAGAAAGAAAGAAAGAAAGAAAGAAAGAAAGAAAGAAAGAAAGAAAGAAAGAAAGAAAGAAAGAAAGAAAGAAAGAAAGAAAGAAAGAAAGAAAGAAAGAAAGAAAGAAAGAAAGAAAAAGAGAAAGAAAGAAAGAAAGAAAGAAGAAGAAGCAGAAGAAGAAGCAGAAGAAGAAGCACAAGAAGAAGAAGAGGAAGAAGAAGAAGAAGAAGAAGAAGAAGAAGAAGAAGAAGAAGAAGAAGAAGAAGGAGAAGAAGAAGAAGAAGAAGAAGAAGAAGAAGAAGAAGAAGAAGAAGAAGAAGAAGAAGAAAGAAAGAACGAAGAAAGAAAGAAAGAAAGAAAUAA
This is a messenger RNA of Candidula unifasciata, 498 nucleotides long. The record is from the annotation of a GenBank genome assembly. Lineage: Eukaryota; Metazoa; Mollusca; Gastropoda; Stylommatophora; Geomitridae.